AGGUUGCGGCGGUAGCAGGAGCAGCUGCGGCGGCGGCAGAGGCAGGAGGAGGAGGAAGAGGCGGCGACCUCUGCUUCGAUCCAUGAUGGCGGCAGCUGAAGUAGAAGAGGCCUCCUGAGCUCUACUUCGCGCAGAAGUUCCGACCAUGCACAGCUUGGCAACGGCCGCGCCUGUGCCAACGGCACUGGCUCAGGUUGAUCGAGAGAAGAUUUAUCAGUGGAUCAAUGAGCUUUCCAGCCCAGAGACUCGUGAGAAUGCACUGCUGGAGCUAAGUAAAAAGCGAGAGUCUGUCCCUGAUCUCGCUCCAAUGUUGUGGCACUCUUUUGGUACAAUUGCAGCUCUCUUACAGGAAAUUGUAAAUAUCUAUCCAUCUAUAAAUCCACCAACUCUGACAGCUCAUCAGUCCAACAGAGUCUGCAAUGCUCUGGCACUUCUGCAGUGUGUUGCAUCGCAUCCAGAAACAAGGUCAGCCUUCCUUGCUGCUCACAUCCCUCUCUUCUUGUAUCCCUUCUUGCACACUGUCAGCAAGACUCGACCCUUUGAGUACCUACGACUCACAAGUCUUGGAGUAAUUGGGGCCCUGGUGAAGACAGAUGAGCAAGAAGUAAUCAACUUCUUACUGACAACAGAAAUUAUCCCUUUGUGCUUACGCAUCAUGGAGUCUGGCAGCGAACUUUCCAAAACGGUUGCUACUUUUAUUCUACAAAAGAUCUUAUUGGAUGAUACGGGGUUGGCUUAUAUCUGUCAGACUUACGAACGAUUUUCUCAUGUUGCAAUGAUAUUGGGUAAAAUGGUCCUGCAGCUUUCCAAGGAGCCUUCUGCCAGGCUGCUGAAACAUGUGGUCCGUUGUUACCUCCGCCUUUCUGAUAAUCCAAGAUGUAGGGCACGGGAAGCCCUCAGGCAGUGCCUUCCUGACCAGCUGAAAGACACCACCUUUGCCCAGGUUCUGAAAGACGAUACUACCACCAAGCGUUGGCUGGCACAGCUGGUCAAGAAUCUGCAGGAAGGCCAAGUCACCGACCCCAGGGGCAUCCCCCUUCCUCCACAGUGACAGCCAAGGAGGUGGCAGAACCCAGGAGGAAACAGCUCAGGUUUACAGAGAGCCAGGAACCAAUGACCUCUUCCAGAUCCUGUCAGGCAUGGUUGGGCAGCUCCUUGGACUGUCAGUAGCUACCUGGACUGCAGGCCCUUUCUAUAGCAACGUCUCACCAUGCCUCUGAGGAUUAUGACACCAGCAAACACAGUUGGGACAGAGAAGCCCUCUUUUAGGGUGGGCUUUGUUGCGAUGAUCAGUUGAGUACCAAGCUGGGCAGUGCUGCUACCAAUGGCGUAUCUACCUUUCUGGUUCAGUGCGGCAGGCUUGGGAAGUAUUCCUCAGUUUCUUUGUUAUUCAGUGUUUACAUGUAAGUUCAAUAAAGGUUGGUCUGAUCAUUUGACCCUCUUAGGAGUACCUUUUGAGCUGAAUCUAGCUCUAAGCAGAGGAAGCCUGUUUCCCUUUUUCCAACUGGGAAUUGCGCUUUCAUAAGAGAAGCCCCACUGAUCCUAAAAAAAAAGUUCAGCAUUUGGGGCUGAAGCCCAAUCUCGGGGGGAUUGGGACAGGGAUGAUAACAUAGUAUAUCCACAAGUUCUUAAAGGAUUGUUCCUGGUAUGUCAGAAGGCAGAGACUUCCUGGGCUCCAUUCCUUUGGCCACACAUUAGAACAGUCCCUGCCUCUGUGACUGUAUUUGAACCAGUGUCAAAUGUUCUAUGGAUUAUCCUCCACCACGUAGUCAGUAAGAUCCAGAAUGCCACCAAAACAUUCCUUCAGCAUUCAAACUGUGCCAGAGGAAAAAGUUGUUGCAUAGAUGCCAUGGCCGGCAAGCCAUGUGGCCUUCCACUUGUAGCAGCCCAUGCUUCUAGUUAGGGUAGGGUUAACCCUAAGGGUGAACAAAACAGACAGGGACCAAGAGCUAUUUCAGGCAGUCGGUAAAGGCUGCAGGUAUUUCAGCCUUGCUGGCUAGUGCUGGAAAGCAUAAUGGCUGCAAAACGCAAGGGCUCUCAUGCUCUUUAUCUUAUCCUUCCCCUGCUACCAGGCUAAGUGCAUCCAAUUUAUCACCUUGAACCUGCUCCUGUUUGUUGGCGUCUGCGAUGGAUGAGGAGCUAUUAAGCAGUCAGCAGAGACAGCCUCUCCCCUGCCCUCUAAAUGAGAGAAGCAAACAAAAAAAGGGGGGAGGGAGUUCUGAGGGAGGGGGAAAUCAUCCAAGCUGUUUGUCAGUUGCACAACAAAGCUGGGAGCAGGUGGCUUCUGGUCCCUUGCCAGAUCCCUUGGCCUCAGCACCUGCUGCUGUUUUGGGUAGGAAUCUUAUCUUCUAUUUCCUCUCUUUUCUUUGCUGAUGGCUGGCCAUGCCAUGCCAAGGGUGUCUUACUCUUCCCUCUCCAUGGACUGCUUUUGCUCUUACAGCGGCUCCAUUUUAUAACAGCCUUGUUUUAUCCAUCCCUGCCUUGAGUGGACUUUACCAACUGCUUUCUGUUUUGUAACUUGAAUAAAAAAUAAGCCAAAUGAAUCUGGAUCCUCUUUGACUUAAAAUAAUGGCUUGGAAGAAUGGCAGGGAGGGUUGUAGACAUUACCAAAAAUGUCCUCUCAAAGCCUUUUAUCACUGGGCAAUAUAGCAUUUCCCUCCGGUUGAGCUGUGCUUUUUGCCCAGAGAGCCCUUAGCUGUUGGGUUGGAGUGAGUGUCACUAUGCUGGGUAGAAGUUCACAACUUUUGUGUGUGUGUGCGUGUGCAUGUGCUGCACAUAUAGCCUAUAUUGGUAAACCAAGGUGGAGUCGCAUGCUUCUGCUCAGCAACUGCUUUAUUUUGAGAACCAUCGUCCUGGACCUUUCUUCUACCACCUGUGAUUGGAUUAAAGACUUUCUGAGGGAUCGCACACAAAUAGUGAAGAUAGGGCCUGUUACAUCUACCUCUCUGAAGCUCAGCACUGGCACCCUACAAGGAUGCGUGCUGAGUCCCUACCUGUACUCGUAUACAUAUGACUGUAUUUCAUCUGAUCCAUCCACUGUAAUUAUUAAGUUUGCAGAUGAUACCACCAUAAUGGGUCUAAUUCAGUGUUUCUCAACCAGUGUGCCUCCAGAUGUUUUGGGACUACAACUCCCAUCAUUCCUGACCACUGGUCUUGCUAGCUAGGGAUGGUCUAAUUACAGGUGGAGAUGAAUCAGUGUAUACAGAGGGAGGUUCAAAAUGUCUCAACGUGGUGCCUAGAGAACAACUUGCACCUAAAUAAGUAAGACAAAGGAGAUGGUGUUGGACUUUUGGAGGAAGAGAGGGGAACUAGAUC
Molecule: messenger RNA, 3315 nt
Organism: Zootoca vivipara (common lizard)
Lineage: Eukaryota; Metazoa; Chordata; Lepidosauria; Squamata; Lacertidae
Source: RefSeq, a predicted model, not a curated record